UCAGCAGCAAGGCAACAUGGAGGUCACAGCUCUCUGCUUCAGACUGUCAACAAAUGUGUUGAUGCUGCUGGUGGCGCAACUUCAUGCAAAUGCAGCUUUUUCUCGUAUUGUUCCAUCCAGACUGCAGCUCUUUGAAUAUGAGUCUGUCUCUUUUAAUUGUGAGAGUGUUAAUGGCUCAGCUGGAUGGGAAGUUGUAAGAAAGGUGAAGGGAGAAUUUACCACAUGUGCUGCCAAGUGGAGGAUGUACUCAGGAUCCCUCUGUGCCAUUAGAAAUGCCUAUCCAUCAGAAAGUGGAGAGUACUGGUGUCAGACUAAAGAAGGAGGGAGAAGUAACAGUGUCAACAUCACUGUCACUGCUGGUUCAGUGAUCCUGGAGAGUCCUGUCCUUCCUGUGAUGGAGGGAGACGCUGUCACUCUGCACUGCAGAACCAAAGAAGCUUCCUCCAAUCUCACAGCUGAUUUCUAUAAAGAUGGCGUCCUCAUCAGGAGCAGCUCUACAGGAGAGAUGACCAUCCACAGUGUCUCCAAGUCUGAUGAAGGACUCUACAAGUGUAAUAUCUUUGAUGUUGGAGAAUCACCAGUCAGCUGGAUGGCUGUCAGAGAACUUGACAGAGAGCCUCGUCCCUCCUCAGAUGACUCCUGUCACAGUUACCUCUUCUCAAGGAUGGUGUUCACCAUUGUGGUGGUGGCUCUGUUGCUUCUGCUGCUGGGACUACUUCACUGUUGGAACCCUGGAAGCACAUAUAAAUAAUACACACAAACUUAAAUGUAAAGGUGGGAACACUUUACAGUUGAUCUCAUGGAGAAUUAAAGCUGUCUUUUUUUUUCUAAUUUUAUGUUAUUUUUUCUCCAACCCUCUGCCCAUGGAGAGUUCCUUUUUGGUCACAUUGUCAGAGCUACAGUAGUGGGGAAUCACUUAUUUUAUAUUUUAAUAUAAGUUUAAUCUCAGUUUUUUACUGUGUAACUUCUACUGCUGUUGAAGUGGGAUAUAACAUGUAAGGACUUGUUUAUUCUUUCAGCCACUGUUAGACUGUGUCACCAGCAGAAAAGGUUACAGUUAAAACCACAGAGGUACUGACUGACGCAUGAACUAUUUUCAAAAAGGCAAUCCGUCAGUACAGCAUACCGUGUUUUGUAUUUUAUUUAGACACAACUUGCACUGGUGAAUUUGAGCUUGUCAAACACAAACCACAAGAGUAAGUAACAGGUAAAAAAAACAUGUGUCAUGAAGCUCAAGUAUCAAGAAAAAAACAAAAGUU
Molecule: messenger RNA, 1259 nt
Organism: Epinephelus moara (kelp grouper)
Lineage: Eukaryota; Metazoa; Chordata; Actinopteri; Perciformes; Serranidae
Product: low affinity immunoglobulin gamma Fc region receptor II-b-like
Exons: 5
Coding region: 17-751 (244 amino acids)
Biological process (GO): cell surface receptor signaling pathway
Molecular function (GO): transmembrane signaling receptor activity
Source: RefSeq, a predicted model, not a curated record